AUGGCCGCCGCCUCCACGAAUCCCCCGCUGAAGUCCAUCGAGGAGACGUACCUGGAGCACAUCAGGCUGCGCCCAGACACCUACGGCUCGGUCCAGCAGCACAAGACGCCUCUCUGGGUCUACGAGGACGGUGCCAUGGUGCAUCGGUAUGUCACCUACGUCCCCAGCCUCUACAAGAUCUUCGACGAGAUUCUCGUCAACGCUGCCGACCACAAGCAGCGCGACCCCUCCAUGGACUCCCUCCAGGUCGACAUCGACGUCGAGGGCUGCUGUAUCUCUGUCUACAACAACGGACACGGGAUACCCGUUGAGAUCGACCAGGAGGAGGGCGUCUACGUGCCGGAGCUGAUCUUCGCCAACCUCCUCACUAGCCGCCGCUACCAUGACAACGAGCGGAAGACCUUCGGCAGCAGGGACGGCUACGGCGCCAUACUCGCCAACAUCUUCUCCUGGGAAUUCGUCAUCGAGAUCGCUGAUGGGCGCCGGCAGAAGAAGUACAAGCAGAUUUUCUCUGAAAACAAGGGGAAGAAAUCAGAGCCUGAGAUUAAAAAGUGUGAGCAGUCAGAGAACUGGACCAGAGUUACCUUCAAGCCUGACCUUGCCAAGUUUGACUUCACCAAGACGCUCGACCGUGAUAUCGUGGCACUCAUGAGGAAGAGAGUAGUUGAUAUGGCGGGCAUCCUUGGCAAAUCCGUGAAUGUUGAGUUGAAUGGUCAGAAGGUAGCAGCAAAAAGCUUCUCUGAGUAUGUGCAACUCUAUAUUGACUCUGUUUCCAAAGAAGGAAUCGAGCUACCAAGAAUUUACCAGAAGGUAAAUGAUCGUUGGGAGGUGUGUGUGAGUCUAAGUGAAGGCCAGUUUCAGCAGGUCAGUUUUGUAAAUGGAAUUGCGACCAUAAGAGGCGGAACUCAUGUUGACUACGUCGCAAACCAAAUCGCCAACCAUUUGAUGGGCAUUGUGAACAAGAAAAACAAGCAUGCUAGCAUGAAAUUACAUACAGUGAAGGGCUACCUAUGGGUAUUUGUUAAUGCACUCAUUGAAAACCCUGCCUUUGAUUCACAGACCAAAGAGACCUUGACAACUCCUCAGGGAAAGUUUGGGUCCAAGUGUGAGCUAUCCGAAGAUUUCCUUACGAGGGUCUCUAACCCGGGUUUUGUCACCAAUCUCCUUCGUUUGGCCGAGUCUAAACUAAGCAAGGGAGCCAAUUUGGAUUCUCUCCCACAUUCAUCUACUCGUAUGUCAUAUAUGCAUGCCCCACCAAGACCCACACAAAUAUUCUCAGAGAUGCAUGGAGCACAGCGUGGAGAAAUCAAGAAACGUGACCGCGAUGAUGUGUUCCUUGAGCGAUACCUAAAACUGAAGCGGGAAGAAAUUGAUCGGUUUGCUGCAAUUGAGGAGAAGAAGCUGGAGGAUCCAUGCAGCAUUGCCAGGUGUAUCGCAACGAUCGAAAAAUUACAAGGUCUGCAAGUAGAUGAUAUUUUGGUGGCAGCAGAUAUCUUCAAGAUAAAGGAGAACAGGGAAGUUUUCUUAUCCUUCUCUAGAGAUGAUCUUCGGUUGGCUUGGAUUAAAAGGGAGAUUGUGCGCAGCCAGCCAUACAAUCGGAAUUAG
This is a messenger RNA of Triticum turgidum subsp. durum (durum wheat), 1605 nucleotides long. Lineage: Eukaryota; Viridiplantae; Streptophyta; Magnoliopsida; Poales; Poaceae. The record is from the annotation of a GenBank genome assembly.